Messenger RNA from Orycteropus afer afer, 1442 nucleotides. RefSeq names its product ankyrin repeat, SAM and basic leucine zipper domain containing 1 (gene ASZ1). Gene Ontology annotation, molecular function: protein binding. Lineage: Eukaryota; Metazoa; Chordata; Mammalia; Tubulidentata; Orycteropodidae. Gene Ontology annotation, cellular component: pi-body. Gene Ontology annotation, biological process: piRNA processing. The record is from RefSeq and is a predicted model, not a curated record.
GGCUUGCAUGGCGGCGGGCACCGUGCGCGGCCUGGCAGUGGCCGGUGGAGGCGAGAGUAGCGAGAGUGAGGAUGACGGCUGGGAGAUUGGGUAUCUCGACCGGGCAUCUCAGAAAUUAACAAGGCCGUUACCCGCUGAAGAAAAGAAUGAAAUAUUUAAGAAAGCGUUGACCACAGGAGAUAUUUCGUUGGUUGAGGAGCUCCUAGAUUCUGGCAUUAGUGUAGAUUCCAACUUUCGGUAUGGAUGGACACCCCUUAUGUAUGCUACUAGUGUUGCCAACAUAGAGCUGGUCCGGGUCCUUUUGGACAGAGGAGCUAAUGCAAGCUUUGAAAAGGAUAAACAGACUGUUUUGAUAACUGCGUGUUCUGCUCGUGGCUCACAGGAACAGGUCUUGAAGUGUGUAGAGCUCCUGCUUUCAAGAAACGCUGACCCAAAUGUUGCUUGUAGGAGACUUAUGACUCCCCUCAUGUAUGCUGCACGAGAGGGUCACCCACAGGUUAUUGCUCUUCUUGUUGCUCAUGGAGCAGAAGUUAAUACUCAGGACGAGAAUGGUUAUACUGCUUUAACUUGGGCAGCACGUCAGGGUCAUAAAAAUGUUGUUUUGAAGUUGCUUGAACUUGGAGCUAAUAAAAUGCUACAGACCAAAGAUGGAAAGACACCAAGCGAGGUUGCAAAUAGAAAUAAACAUCCAGAGAUCUCCAGUCUACUUUCUUUGACAUUAAAUCCAUUGGAAGGAAAGCUUCAACAACUAACUAAAGAGGAGACUAUCUGUAAACUCUUGACAACAGAUUCUGAUAAAGAAAAGGAUCGUAUGUUUAGCUCAUAUGCGGCACUUGGAGAUCUGGAAGUAUUUUUAUACGGUCUUGGACUUGAACAUAUGACAGAUUUAUUGAAGGAAAAGGAUAUAUCUUUAAGACACCUUUUGACCAUGAGAAAAGAUGAAUUUUUAAAGAAUGGAAUUUCCAGUAGAGAUCAGCAAAAAAUUCUGACUGCUCUUAAAGAAUUAGCAGUAGAAGAGAUAAAAUUUGGAGAGCUACCUGAAGUGGCAAAGUUGGAAAUCAGUGGUGAUGAGUUCCUCAGUUUCCUUCUGAAAUUAAACAAACAGUGUGGCCAUUUAAUAACAGCGGUUCAGAAUAUCAUUGCUGAGUUACCUGUAAAUUCUCACAAGAUAGUACUAGAAUGGGCUUCUCCACGGAAUUUUACUUCUGUUUGUGAAGAACUGGUUAGUAAUGUUGAAGAUUUAAGUGAAGAAGUCUGCAAACUGAAAGACCUAAUUCAGAAGUUGCAAAGUGAACGGGAAAAUGAUCCAACUCAUAUACCAUCAGUGGAAGAAGUAUCUCCAUGGAAUAGUAAAAUUUUGAAGAGAACAGCUGUUACUGUAUGUGGAUUUGGGUUCCUUCUUUUCAUUUGCAAGCUAACUUUCCAGAGAAGAUAACCCUAAU